UUUUAGUCAUUGCAAGUAUCUGUUGCAUGUUGUGCCAACGCACAGUUUUAUUAGCGCACGAUAGGAGUUCCUCUUGCAAUUAAUUUUUCUCUUUUCAGCUUCAAUUUGUUCUUCUCGGCUUCUCUUCCAAUUUGCAGUUAUUUAUGCUCUGGUCAUGGUUCCUGAAGUAGAUCCAGAUCAUGCUCUGAUGAUUGAAGAAAAUUAUCCGAAUCCAAUGCUGAUUGAUCCAAAAAGAGACCGCUUUCCGUGCUGCAUUGUAUGGUCACCACUUCCUGUCUUGUCUUGGUUUAUCCCCUUUAUUGGGCAUAUAGGGAUUUGUAGGGAGGAUGGCGUGAUCUUGGACUUUGCAGGGCCAAACUUUGUUUCUGUUGACAAUUUCACAUUUGGGGCACCAACUCGCUAUUUCCAAUUAAGCAGAGAGCAGUGCUGCUGCCUUUCUCCUUAUUCAGCUGAACCUACGGGUGAAUAUGUCGAGAACCAUGAUGAAUCUGGAGGUAAUGUUGACACGUGGGAAUCUGCCAUAAGAAAGAGCAUUCAAGAAUUCCAACACCAAUCUUACAGCAUUUUCACUUGCAACUGCCACUCUUUUGUAGCUAAUGGUUUGAACAGGCUGGGGUUUCAGGCUGGUGGAUGGAAUGUAGUCAACCUGGCCGUUUUCAUUUUUCUCAAGGGACGUUGGGUAAAUAGAACAGCUAUGGUUAAAACCUAUUUACCGCCUCUCGUUGUGCUUGGUUUAGGAGUCGUCUUUGGAGGAGGGACUUUCCUUACUUACCUGUUGAUGUUCAUGUUUGUUCUUAUUGGUUGGUUUCUCCUUGGCACGUAUUGUUUCAAGAAUUUGAUCCAUGUGUAGUCAGUCGCUCGAGAUUAUUUGAUUCCUAUAGUCUAACACUUGUAAUUUUGGACAUGAUACAAGUAAAUUUAUUUUAAAAAGUUAAUAUACUUCCUACACACCCCAUCUUUUAAAACAUUUCAAGUAACUUAGAGCUGUAUGUGUCAAAGAUACUCAGUUGGAAAAGCUGGCUUCAGUUCCACUUAAAAGACAUUUCAUUCAAUGCAGCUGUUUCUUGUUCCAUUGAGACUUGAACAUAUGGGAUGUCCAAGCAGAGACAUAAAGUUUUAUUUUUGUCCAUGGAAAGAAAAAUAAAUGUGAAAAUUUGUAAAUUUUGUGGGAUUUUUA
Solanum pennellii is the source of this 1177-nucleotide messenger RNA. Its product is annotated as protein RTE1-HOMOLOG. Gene Ontology annotation, cellular component: Golgi apparatus; endoplasmic reticulum. NCBI's taxonomy places the organism in Eukaryota, Viridiplantae, Streptophyta, Magnoliopsida, Solanales, Solanaceae. The transcript has 3 exons. The coding region runs from base 155 to 850 and encodes 231 amino acids. Gene Ontology annotation, biological process: regulation of ethylene-activated signaling pathway; response to ethylene. The record is from RefSeq and is a predicted model, not a curated record.